AAUGUUUCGUCAAAAAAUUAUUUAUAUUAUAAUGUAAAAGCAUAAAUAAUCAAUUCCCUUUAUCAUUAGUAGUGUAAGUCCAGUUUGAUUUUAAAAUAGUCACACAAAUCGCAAGGGAGCGAAAGGCAAUCAAUCGUCCAGUUUUACACUACAUGUAACAGUUGUAGUUUUGGAACGCUUCGCUUUUCACAAAAACAAUUUUAUUUUUUACAUUUUCUGUCAACCACAUACAACCACAGAUCCUGUGUUGUUGCUCAUAGCAGUCAAAGCUCCCUCAAGAAAUAUUAUACAUGGACUUACCGAGACGAAAAAUUAUUUUUAGUUGAUCACGCGACUUCUUUUCAUUUGUUUGAACCAAUAUUAAACGGUGGAAAAUAUAUUUUGUGUGGAGAGCUCUACCAUGCUUACAAGUAGUACCCCGGGUAACAACACCAUAAACUGAUCAGUGUUUUACUAAUAACAACACUAAUCGAAAUUGCACUUAUUUCAGCUGCUGUAGAUAUUCAUAUUUAAGCCGAUAUCUUCUUCACAUAUGUAAACCAACAACGAGUUUACCAUGGACCCAGACACGGCGGCUGCCAACAUUCGUUCCUUAUCAUGUAAGUUGGACACAGAAUUAAAAAAAAAUACCGAUUGGAACAAGGUUGUCGAAAUAUUAAAAGAAAUCAGCGAAAUAUUCAAGACAGAGAGCAGCCGUAGCUUGACCGUCUCUUCAGAGUUCCUUGAAACAGCAAGUACAAUUCUAGAAACCUAUUUGGCUGAAUCAAGAGAAGUCAAAGGUUUAAAUCAGACAGUUACUGAAGUCUUUAGAUGUUUACGCAAUUCAUGCAUCGGUUCAAAAGAUAACCAAGACACCAUUUGUAGAAACUCUCGAAUCCCACUUCUGGCUCGAGACUUUAUUCGUAUGAUCUUAAAAGAAGGAAGUGAAGAUGCUGAAGUCCAACUCUGUUGUGCUGUACAGUUCAUUGGUAAUGCUGUGGUGAAUAACUAUGACAAUCAAAUACUUGUUUGGAGCAGUUUCUCUCCUGACUUCCCUCUUUUGUUAUCAAGUUGUGAUUGGAAUUUGGGUCACUACACCUGCAUGGUAGUUCACAAUUGCUUGGCUACCUUAAUUAGCCAGCCAAAUGCAGAUAUCCGUCCAAUUGAUGUUAAAGACCCACUCAUGCAAUCCCUUAUUUUAGCUGUUAUGGACAUGCUCAAAAAAGAAGAUUCAGAAUGGGGGAUUUUUGUUCUGGAAGAUUUUUUACUUGUUGAGGAUUUCAUCUCUGUGAUGUAUCCACAAAUGGAUAAUGAACAGAAGCUUUUGGUUUUGGAUGUAAUGGCAAACCAACUACAAAGACCAUGUGAAGAAAACAAAGAUUUUCAGGAUUAUUCUCCUCAGAUCUGUGAAUCUAAUCUUUUGUAUUUGGCUAAAGAUUUUAAAGAAAUGUCCAAUAUUCUGCUGUCUUUAGGGGAUUCUGAUACUGUUGAUGGUAAAGAAAUGGAAGAGGUGUCAUUUGUUUUCUGCCACGAAGUCUAUGCCUGUCACAAUUGUUCCUUUCAGCAACCUUUUGUACUCCUAAAAGAACUGGAAGUUCUUUGCUGGGCUACAUGUCAACAUAUUGGUUACCGUGCUUUAACGCAGGAUGAUACUGGACUACUUUCAUGUGCCAUUAAAUCCUUUAAUAAAAGAAGAAAAAAACAACAGUCAACAAAACAGUUUUGAGACUGAGUUUAAUGUAAGAUUUUUGUUGCAAGUAAUCAAUCAAUAGCCAUCAUAUAAAUCAAUACUUAUGGUCAUUAUGUUGGGUGUAGUGCUGCAAGGAAAAAUGUUUUUGAUUUAAAAAUACAAAAAUAAAAAAAAAAGAAGAAAAAUGAAAGAAAAAAAAAUUUCAGUUACAUAAACAUUUCCCAUAUAUUUUCUGUAUUGCCAUGUCCAACAACUUUGGCGCAAUAUUUGUAUUGCAGCAUUUGCUAUUGUUGUUAUUUAUUAUUUAGUAAUUAGUUUAUUUAUUGGUGCUGCAGAUAGACAACAUAUGCAGCAGAUAUUUAUUACAGCCAGACAUAUGCCCAGAUGGUAUUUUCUGCAGUCUGCAGAAACUGUCUUAUUUUCAUGAUUACUGCCUAAUUGGCAAUUUAGGACAAUGUCAGUGAUGUCUAAUUCAAUAAAACUAGCUUAGAGUAGAAGGAAACAAUUAGAUGAAGGAAGGCUGACAUUUUUAGGUGGUGGUGGUAGUAGUAGUAAUGGUGGUGAUUGUAGUGCUGUUGGCAAGGGGUUUUAUAAUGUCGUCAUUGUUUUCUUGAACCUUCUGACAAGCUUGUAGAUAGAAACUGAUGUAUCCUUUGCAUUUUUUUCCUUUUUGUGGAGGGAAAUACAGUAGCUGUGUGUCUAAUAAGAUUUGGAUAUCAAUGUCUCUUAUGAAAAACUACUAUAUGAUUCUCUGGCUUCCACUGUAUUACUUUGUCUCUUGCAAACUUUGGUAAUUAGAUUUCUCAAUCGGCAAUUGACACUGUCUAUUGAAGAAGUGCUCCUUCAGAUCUUUAAUGAAAUAUUUAUUUAACAUCAAUGAAGAUGUUAGCUGUCUAGUCAGACCAGAUCUUUUGUUUCUUAUUGGUCAAAUUAUAGAUAUUUUUAUUUUAUUUUAUUUUAUGGAAUUCCUUCACCAAAUAACUUUCUAGGGGGGUGUAAUUCCAGUUUAAAUGGAAUUUCUAUUUUCUGUCUUCUUUCUUUGAGUCAGCCACCACACCCCAUAGAAUAAAAAGACAAUUUGAAUACAGGGCCAGUUCAAACAGAGAUGACAUUUAAUAGUUUUCUGCUAUUCUACACUGUGAUAGCCUUAGCCUAACUGAUAUCAAAAGGUUUGCCAUUAAUUCUCAUCAG
Molecule: messenger RNA, 2860 nt
Organism: Octopus bimaculoides (California two-spot octopus)
Lineage: Eukaryota; Metazoa; Mollusca; Cephalopoda; Octopoda; Octopodidae
Product: ataxin-10
Biological process (GO): neuron projection development
Cellular component (GO): cytosol
Source: RefSeq, a predicted model, not a curated record